Metarhizium album ARSEF 1941 is the source of this 1128-nucleotide messenger RNA. Its product is annotated as Saccharopine dehydrogenase. The transcript has 2 exons. NCBI's taxonomy places the organism in Eukaryota, Fungi, Ascomycota, Sordariomycetes, Hypocreales, Clavicipitaceae. The record is from RefSeq and is a predicted model, not a curated record. Gene Ontology annotation, molecular function: saccharopine dehydrogenase (NAD+, L-lysine-forming) activity. Gene Ontology annotation, cellular component: cytoplasm. Bases 1 to 1128 code for a protein of 375 amino acids.
AUGCCUACAGUCAUCCACCUCAGGGCUGAAACUAAGCCAUUCGAGCGUCGUUCGCCGAUGUCGCCCGAAACAGCCAAGGCUCUCAUUCAAGCCGGCUACCUCGUCCGUGUCGAACGAUCUCGCGAACGCAUAUACAACGAUGACGAGUUUGAAGCUGUUGGUGCAGAAAUGGUGUCUGCCGGAUCAUGGCUGAAUGCCCCACGCGAAGACAUCAUCCUAGGUCUCAAGGAGCUGCCCGAAGAUGAUAUCCCUUUACCUCAUACAUAUAUCCAUUUCCAGCAUAUUUUCAAGAAACAACAUGGUUGGGCCCGUUCACUCUCUCGCUUUGCGCGAGGUGGUGGUACGCUGUAUGAUCUUGAGUUCCUGACCGAUGAAGCUGGACGUCGUGUGGCUGCUUUUGGCUAUUGGGCGGGAUAUGCUGGCGCUGCUCUGGCCCUGUUGUCCUGGGCCCAUCAAGUCUUACACCCAGGCGUCACCCAAGGCCCGGUAUCUCUUUUCGAAAGUGUCCCGGCCCUGGUUCAACAUGUCAAAUCUGCCAUCGAACCCGCGAUUCGUACCAACAGCGGUCAAACUCCCCGCUCUGUGGUUGUUGGUGCCCUUGGACGAUGUGGCAAAGGGGCCGUGGACUUUUUCCUCGCGGCUGGAUUUUCCCAAGACACAAUCCUCCAGAUGGACAUGGCUGAGACUGCUCGUGGUGGCCCGUUUCCGGAGAUCGCUGCCUCGGACAUAUUCAUCAACUGUGUCUAUCUCGGUCCUACUCCCACUCCUCCUUUCGUCACCUUGGAAUCUCUUUCGGCACCAGAGAGGCGACUGCGAGUCAUCUGCGACGUGAGCUGUGACCCCAACAGUGAAAACAAUCCUGUCCCCGUGUAUUCUGGCUGGAGCUCUUUCGACAAACCCACGAUUCCCCCUUCUAAAGACCUGGAUGGACCAGAACUCAGAGUCAUUGCCAUCGACCACCUCCCGACUCUGAUACCCCGAGAGUCCAGCGAUGAAUACUCCUCUUUGCUGUUACCAAGUUUGCUGACCUUGGAACGCCGGGAAAACGAAGGCGUUUGGAAGAGGGCGGAGCAAACCUACAAAGACAGGGUGGCGGAGUUGCCACAGUCCGACCACGAUAAGCCUUGA